Messenger RNA from Aricia agestis (brown argus), 6765 nucleotides. RefSeq lists its product as uncharacterized. The record is from RefSeq and is a predicted model, not a curated record. The transcript has 16 exons. NCBI's taxonomy places the organism in Eukaryota, Metazoa, Arthropoda, Insecta, Lepidoptera, Lycaenidae. Gene Ontology annotation, biological process: cell-cell adhesion. Gene Ontology annotation, molecular function: cell adhesion molecule binding. Bases 126 to 2975 code for a protein of 949 amino acids. Gene Ontology annotation, cellular component: cell-cell junction.
GCGGUCCUCCCGCUGUAUACUCGUGUUUGUGAGUGAGUGAAUAUUACAACAUGCAGCGGCCGUGGAGAUGAGCGGCGCGCAUCGCUCCGUCUCGCUCGCACCUCUACCCCUCCCCCCGCACCGCCAUGCCGCCCCGCGCUCUUCUAGCCACGCUCUUCGCUACUCUUGUCGGCUUUCUUCCCGCGCUGUGUGAGCGCAGCAGCUCUGAGAGGGCGCUGUCGCUCGACGCCGCCGAUCUCCUCCGAGACGCCCCCCUCUACCCCCCACUACAAGAUACCCUCUACCCCAACACCAGGAGCGCAGACCCGCAGAUCAAUGAAGCUACCAGGAACACAGAAGAUGACACCUUCCCUCAAACUAAUACUCUCUAUGAAUCUACUAGGAACGCAGAUGAAACCCUCUACCCUAACACUAAGAAUACAGAAGAUGAUACCUUUCCUCAAACCAACACUCUCUAUGAAGCUAUUAGGAACGUAGAAGUAGAUGACACUUUCCCCCAAAAUGAUGACACUGUUAUUCAAGUUACCAGAAAUGUAUAUGAUCCUCAAAAAGCUACUAGAGACGCAGAAGAUAAAGAUGGUAUGGUAGAAAAAAAUCCAAAUGAUUUAACAGACACUGAAUCGCUUGAUAACAAUCCAAACCUUAUAGCACUUGUAGAAAAUCCCGACAAUUUAGAUCCAGACUCGCUUCAAAAUCAACCAGACCAAAUCGAACCUAUAGAUAAAAAAUUCCAACCGUUCUUUGAUACUGAAGAUGAGUCUAUAGAAAUCGAAACUGAUCCAGAGACGAGCAUAGAAGAUAGCGGUAUCGUUGUCACACCCGACGAAACCUCACUACCUGAUGAUAAGACUAACGAGAUACCUAUCAACGAAAAUUAUAUUGCGACUGAAAGAUUAGAUGAUAAAGAUAUUUUAGAUAAAGGUGAUAGAGUAGAAGAUUUACCGAAUGCUAGAAUAGAGAACGAGAAUAGAGAUCUACAGUCCAAUAGAAAGGGAGAGACAUUAGAAGAUAUAGAAGAUGCUAGAAUAGAAAUGCAGCAGAAUGACAGCAUAGAAGAUUUACUAUCGAAAGUAGAGGUAGAGGAGAAAGAAGAAUAUAACGGAGACAUGAACAUAAGUGAAGAUGUUCUGAGAGAGAUUCUAGGAGGUGAUGAGGAGGACAGUGACAGAACUAAGAGGAGCGCUGGACAGGACUGGGACAAGACUAAGACUCGGCGCAUCAAGACAGGAGACACUAUCCUGAACAUCCGGGGCGCAGUCCGGGACGCCAUCGGGGACGCCGGCGCAGCCCCCGGCCCGCGAGCCUCGUCGAGAGUCGACGCCUUCGUCAUACGACCGGCGCCCGUCAUGAGCGACGAGCCCAGAGAGCAGAGAGAGAGCAGGAGAGAGAGACCCGUGCAGCAACAGAAGCGCGAGCGCGAGUUGCUGGUGGAGCCGCAUGCUGCUGCGCGGCUGCCGUGCGAUGUCGCCAACAUCAGCAACGUGCGGUGGUACCGGGACAAUGAGCAAAUGAACCUCCCCACAUCCCCCGGGGCUGAUGGCGUCUACCGCGACGGUGCCACGCUGGUGGUGGGGCGGGCGACGCGUCACCACGCCGGUCGCUGGCGCUGCACCGGCAGGGAUGGCAGUGGGAGAGCCGUCAGCGGGGAACCCACCAGGCUGAUGAUAUAUGAACCGGUGCGGUCAGUCUACUUGGCGGUGGACGGCCGUCGUCUGGAUGCCGGUAAUACCUGGGUGCCAGUCAGAGACAGGGCAGAGCUGGUCGUGAGAUGCGUAGCUGAAGGUGGAGUACCAUCGCCGGAGCUGUCGUGGCGUCUGAUGGCGCUGGAGCCGACCCUCGACCACAAGCCCUACCUGCGCCCCAACCCCACCAACUACAGCGUCGAGGGUGUAUCGUUCUCCCGGGUGUCGCUAACUGCCGCCCGCGAGCUACACAACGCGACGCUGCUCUGCACCGCGCGACAACGCUCCGCCGCCGCGCCGCGCGACAGUACUGCCAAGCUGCAGAUACACGUCACAUACCCACCAUCAUUCGUCAUCUCUCGUUGGCCGGGUUUCGGCGUGGCGCUGUGGGCGGGUGGCGCGGCGGCGCUGCGCUGCGACGUCGACGCCAACCCGCCCGCGCGCGCCACGUGGACCAGACACGACCGCGCACCCGUUUCCCUGGCGCCCGUAGAGGAGGGUGGUGCGGGGGAGGCGGCGACGCUACGGUGGGGGGCGCUGCGGGCGGCACACGCGGGUUGGUACCGCUGUCGGGCGCGGUGGGCCGAUACAGACUACUACAGCAUCGGGUACUACCUCAAUGUGCUGGCAUCAGAGGAGGCUCCCACAACAGAAGCAGAACCGGAACCAGAACCAGAGACGCAAAAGGUGGAAGUGCCGCUUGGUGGCAACGUGCAGCUCCACUGCCCUAAAGGCAGCGUGGGUUGUUGGUGGCGGCGCGUGGUCGGCAACGCGAGUGACAGCUGGGCGCCGGCCGGCUCCCAUCACGCGCAUGGAGUACUAGGUAUAAAAGAAGCAGUAUACGAGGAAGGUGGUGAGUACCGGUGUGUCGGUGCGCGCGCACCAGACCUACAGCGACUCAGGGAGCUGAAGAGAGUCACGCUGGCUGUUACUGGCGGCGCGACGGCCACCGCCAUCAGCUCUGAAGCUAUAUCUGGUGGGUGGCGGCUCACGUGCGGCGCGUGCGGUCGCAACCUGCGCGUGGUGUGGGUACGCGGUGGCCGUGCGGCUCCUGCUGCCCUGGUACCAGACCUCGCGCAGCACUGCUGGCGCGCGCAGAUUGCCCUGCCUGAGCCUGAUGAGGUAUGGUGCGUGGUAUCAGCGUCCAAUGGCGGCGCAGUAGCGGUGUUCCCGCGCCGGCCGCCCCCCUCCCCUGCGCCCGCGCGCCACGCCGUGCGAGCGCUGCACGCCGGCUGUGACGUCACACGACCGCUAGCAGCCCUGCUAGCCGCAGCGGUGAUGGUAUGGAUAUAGAUAAUAGAGUGCAACUUCUUAAUGACAUCUCUUUUUAAUAGCAGUUGGUGAUGAUUUACAUUGAUAAAGUUGUGGAUCCAAGUUGGAUACUGUGGGGUGGAAAGGUUGUAAGCUGGGACACUCGAUAAUGAUGAUGAUGAUAAUGAUAGCAGCUCCUGUACAUCCGACAUUAGAUGCUGUUACAAUUAUUGUCAAAAAUAUAUACCAGAAUCCAAUGAUGCUGGAGGUUCAGUAUCAAUGUAUAUCAGUAAUAAGAGCAAUCAAAAUAUAGCAACAAAUAACGAUGAUGCAAUGUGAGGUUCCACAAUACAUUAAGAAUGUUGCACUGUACACACUUGGGAACAUGACAAGAGCAAUGAGGUAGACGAAUUAGUAGAAACAAAUCUUCUUAAAUAUGAAGAAGCUUUUAAUUAUGAAAAGAUGGUCUUGUCAUGUCGGCAAGUUAGCUUUUUAAUACAUAAGAUAUUUUUGUAAUGUUUUAAUAAACUCAGUCGCCAACGAAGUGUCAAAUUGAAUAAAACCCCAACGUUUUUUAAAAGACUUGAUUCUUGUCAUAUCGAAAGCUGCUGUGAGACCAGAGAGCGUUCUUCGAAACUUAUGAUGUUUGAUGUAUACUAUAAUGUCCAUUAUGUUAUUAAACGAGGGUAGAUCAGACCUAUUAUAUAGCUAUCCCUUUCACAAACCAUACGUUGGAGCGAGAAGUUAAAAAAUAGUUUAGAACCUUUGAUCACAUCUUUUAAGCUACUAUCCCAUUUUCAUACCAUACGUUGAAUCAAGAACGAUGCUAGUCAAAUUGUCUGGUUAUAUUUUAGGUCUGCUCUUAGGUAUGAAAGGUUCACGCCCAGUACUUUUAAGUUCCUAGGUCCUAAGCUUCGUCCUAAUGCUAUCUUAAUGAUUCAAUUACUCGUAGACGUGUCGAUGUAUCCUAGUAGUGCUCCUAUAAUCAUUUGUUCUAAUAUAACUGUUAUGUGUAGCUACCUACGGACUAUAUUUGAAAGCCACGAAUUUACUUGCUCCUUUUUUUUAAUAUCAUCUAAAAUUCUCGAAUCACCUUCAGAAAAUGUAUCAUCUUUGGGUUGAUUUCCUUCAGUAUAAUUAGUAAAAUCGUAUUAAUCUUUUAAAUCAGGAAUAUUUUUUUUAUGUCUGCAAGAAAUUCGUGGCCGUUGUUACUUUUCACUCCUUCUUCUUCUCUAUCGAAGUUAAAACAGGAAAAUGUGCCAAAUUGUUGAUAUUGUGUUAGUUUUUAUUCUGUGGAGUUAUCGAAGUGUAUAGAACACCAAGUUUAGAGAUGUUAGAUAUACAGAGCGUUCAGAGUUAUUCUGCCUCCAGUAUGAUCUUUAUGUCAACGACAUAAGGAUCUCGAAGGUAAAAUAACUCUAAACGGACUAUAAGAUUAAGAUUUUAUGGCGAAUUUCGUCAAGUUCACUUAGCACAAACGCGGCGACGCGACGUAGCUCUGACAAACUGCCAAUAGAUUAAACGUUUAAUCUAUACUGCCGUGAGACACUGAAUAAAAUAAGUCGUCGGUCUCGCUUUUGCCAAUAUAAUUAAGUCGAGUUAUGUCACGUCUACGCGCAUUGUACUAGAGGGCAUAUAUCCAUAUAUUUUAUAUAGAUGUCAACUCGAUGUAUCAUAGCUUAUCAUGUAAAUUUCGAUGUCAAUUUUCGGUCCGCGUUGUGCGGAUUUUUGUAACGAAUUUGCUACCACAAUUUUUGCAACAAUCUUGUAGGUAAGUGAUAUAUUAUUGAAUGUUCUAGUUGUUGUUGAUCUCGGUUACUCUCAUUAUUGUCUGAUAUGUCUGUCUCUUUCUCUGCUACACUUUGAUCGGAAUGAGUAAAACGUUUAGCUUUUGAAGUAAGGGGAACAGAGAUUAUGUUUCUCUCUAUGUAAUAACCGAUUGUCAAAAGGAUACUGUGAGGUAGAUAACUGUCAUUUGUUCCAAUUUCCACAUAAAAAUGAUCAACAUAAAGAAAUCAUACAGUAAUCAUGGUCAGUAAAUCAGCAGCAGAAACAUUUGUAUAUUUAACUGACACAAUUAUAUCACAAAGAGAUGAUCUGAAAAGUAAUUUGUUAUCUGAAUCAACAAAUCAGAAUAUGCAAGGACUAAGAGGAAGCUAAACGUUUCACUCAUUACAUUUCUUUCUUUCCUGUCAGAGUUAUCGUUAUUGUUGUAAAGAAUUGUGAUACCAGCGGGGUGCGGGGCGCUCUGUCAUAUAUACGACGUUAUAUAACACGAAUUAGUUGAAUUAGUUGUUAGGGAAUGUAUUUUUGUACCGUCUAAAAGUUAUGGUCAAUUGAAAAUGUAUAAUUUCGUGUACCUGUGGAUAAAAUUAUCCGUCCAAACGGAAUUCGAUAGGUUAUUAAGAUUAGAACCUCUAUCUAGCAGCCUUCCUAGCACGAUGCGACGCGACGUGGCUAUCUCACUAUUGACUGUCUUUGACGCCGCUGAAUUUGGAUGAAACUACGCACACACAUAGUUUGUUGCCUAAAGUAACAUGGUUGUACCGCUUUAGGGAUAAAAAGCUGAUAAGAUUGAAAAAAAUAAGGAAUAAGAUAGCGAGAUAGCUGCUACGUCGUUGUCUAACACCAAAUCCCUUGAAUCCUGUAGAAUUGGGGGCUAAAACGAAUUACAAUAUCUAAACGAUGACAAAGAUACAGGGAAAAUGUGUAAGAACAUCUGCGUGGUUGAUCCACAUUGUUGUUUUCCACAGACUUUAAUCUUUUCCAUCUUCGCUAUCGUUUUAUAAUGUGAUAGGUCCCCUGAAUAGAUAGAUAAAUUAUAGAUAGAGAUACCCUUCUCCUCUCUUUCUCUCUCGACGAGUGUUCUGAACACGUUUCCUUUUAUUAGAGACGACGGCCCCCGCACCUCUGAUGUAUAUAUUGAUGAUAUUGUGACGGUGGCAUCCAUAUUUUUGGACAUAAAUUAUUAAGCUAUAGCAUAGCUUUUUUCGCGGCGACCAAAUCAAGAAAUUUUGUUUAAAAAAAACUUAACAUCCCCGCCACUCCGACCGACACAGCUAUGCAGUGAUGCUGUACCGCUGUGCCAGUCGGUGCGGCAUUGCCAGACUUCGGCACUUUGUUUGUGUUAGUGUGACUAGACGUAUGAGAAUUACAAUUGCGUCGAUAAAAAAUGCUAUGCAAUAGCUUUACCGCGGCAGUCCUCGCGAGUCACACGUAUUUUCAUAAGAAAAUUAUGAACAAACAUAAAUAAGUAUUCAGAGCUUAUCUCUUUGAUAGAUUCCUUCCAGCGAAUAAUUUAUUUUUGCGAGCGUAAGCAGUGAAAUUUAUUUGGCUCCGCAUAAAAUUAUCACCCGUUUAAAAGUUUUUGAUUUAUUCCUUGAUUUAUACAACGAGUUUUUAAAUAAAAGUUGCUGGUUUUUAAUCACUUUGCUGUCAUAUUAAACAGCUAGCCAACGUUCUCUUGCUUUAGACGCGUUACGUCGCUGUCUGUCUAGAAACAGUCAUGAAAUAGAAAUGUUGACAUUUAAAUAGAGAUUUCUCGACAGAUCGCAACAGUGCAUGGCCUAAAGGUUUAACUAAACCGAUAAUUAUAAAAUAAUGUUGCCAAACUAAAGUAUAGAUUGGCGUUAAGAGGUUUUACUGAGCCGAUAAUGAUAAAAUUAUGCCAGACUAUAGUAUGGAUGUCGCCAUCACAAAUUUUUCGUACCUAGCGUCCAUUUUGAGAUACUGUGUAUCAGGUGCCAACACGGAGACAUAUAUUUACACAUACUAUGUUUAUUUGAUAUGUGUAUCGCAGUGUUUACUCGUAUACUGGAUAAUAAACGGUAUU